This is a messenger RNA of Macroventuria anomochaeta, 1713 nucleotides long. RefSeq names its product glycoside hydrolase family 16 protein. The coding region runs from base 232 to 1359 and encodes 375 amino acids. NCBI's taxonomy places the organism in Eukaryota, Fungi, Ascomycota, Dothideomycetes, Pleosporales, Didymellaceae. The record is from RefSeq and is a predicted model, not a curated record. Gene Ontology annotation, molecular function: hydrolase activity, hydrolyzing O-glycosyl compounds. The transcript is spliced from 3 exons. Gene Ontology annotation, biological process: carbohydrate metabolic process.
AACGGCAGCGCUCAGACCCUGCUCGUGACUGGCUGCUCGUACAGUAAUUGCCAGAUUGGAACCUUGCACCGCCGCUGCCCUGUCCAGCACGGCGCCGUGCCUGGCUGCUUUUGUACCAAAGCCCUCCCACUCCUCUUUACAAACCUCUUUGCGCUCGUUCGGUUUGCCCACCAGUAACCAGAUCCUCCUCACCCUAGUCGCUCACUGCAACAUACGCCUAAUCACAUAAUCAUGUUUCACUCCGCAAUGGGCGCCAUGCCCUGGCUGCUGCUUGCCAUGUCUCGCUUCGCCAACGCCGCCUGUGAAUGCGGAUACUCGCUUAACCAGACAACCGACUCCAACUAUGCCAUCUUUACAGAAUUAAUGGAGAAUGACUUCCUACAUAUGGACACAGACAACAUCACCGAGUACGGAUGGAGGCCGCAAGUCUACAAUGUCUCAGUCCCCGCCAACAAUCAGAGGAUAGCGUAUGGGAAGGAGUUCAGCAUGGGCAACAUCGUUCCCAAUCCUCUCAAGAACUCGAAAAAGUGGUCUGGCGAGGCUGAUCAUGGUGGUGAUGCCGGUUUGGAGUUGUGGGUGAGCGGCGACCAUUCGCAUGGAUUUGUCAAUGGGUCAGAAGUUGUCUCAGUUAGGGACGACAUCCUCCUUGGAUCUUUCCGUGUUGGCAUGAAGCUUUCGAACUCGUCUGGCACAUGUGGUGCUUUCUUCUUCUACUACAACAACUCGCAAGAAAUCGACAUGGAGUUCCUUUCGAAUGAGUUUAACAGCACAGGAGGUGCCGUUAACCUGGUACUGCAAUCGCCGGAAUCUGUUGCCCACGGAAACGACGCUGCCGGCACCUCCACCUACAAGGUUGCGCCUCUGCCCUUCCAGCCCGAUGGCAUGUUCCACGAGUACCGCUUCGACUGGACCGCUGACCGCGUUGCCUUCUACGUUGAUGGCGAUUUUCUCUGGGAAAUGACCGAGCAAAUCCCUACCGAGGGUGGCGGCAUCUUCUUCAACCACUGGAGCAAUGGUGACCCUAAGUGGUCUGCUGGGCCCCCUGACACCGACACUGUCAUGACCUUGUCUUACGUGAAGGGAUACUUCAACUCUACCGAUACGGACCGCUCGCAAAACGCCUACAAGAAGCGCUGCCCAAAAUUCGACCCGGCCAAGGUCUGCCCAAUUCCAGCGCAAACAACGCCUCCGGAUGCUUCGCAAGGCACAGAUGGAGCGAAAACAUAUUUCUUUUCGCAACAAGACGACAUGACACCAGGCCAGAUCACCUACCAUAGCGGCGCAACACUCUUCGGCGCACCAGCGGUUUCAAUACUAGUCCCCUUAUUGGUCACUCUCUUCAGCUGGACGCUAGCAUAGUAGUGCCGCUGAAGCACCGUAUAAUCAACCACUGAACAUUACCACACUGUUCCCGCACUUCUUUAUCGCGACAACCAUACACGACCGAGGUUCUCCAAGAAGUCUUCGAGACGCGGCAUUAUGAGCGCAUGACUUGGGCGAUGGCGUUUCUGGAUACCUUGCAUCGCACUACCUUUUGGACUACCCAACACUCUUUCUUUACUACACGACUACUACACAUCUUCUUGCCGGACGCGCUGACCGCUCCAAUCACCUGCUGGACCACUCCUUUGGAUACCGACCGUUUCGUGGCGCGAGUGCUGCCCGCGCCGUAGUGUUUACUUUACUUCCACGCUUUUCUUGUGCAUAGACUUU